CACCUGCGCCACGCCCUGCGCCUGCAACGGCCACAGCGACUGCGCGGGACCCGCAGCGCGACACACCUGCCUCAGGUGUAUGAACAACACCCAGGGUCCCCAGUGCCAGCAGUGUCGGCCGCUGUUCGUUGGCUCCGCCCUGGGGGGCGGGUCCUGUCUCACCUGUCGCAGUUUCUGCCGGAACCGCGCCCAGGUGUGCCUGAGCCGCGCCCAACUGGAGCAACACCGAGGAGACCCCCGCAGGUACCCCCUGGAGCCACACCUGAUCCACACCUGGGUGUCGGAGGGUCCCAGCGAGGCCGAGGCCGUUUGCGUGAACUGCCAGAACAACAGCGUGGGGGACAGGUGUGACACCUGCCGGGCCGGGUUCUUCAUGCUGGACGGUACCUGCACCAGGUGUCAGUGUAACGGACACGCCGACACCUGUAACGAGCUGGACGGAACCGGCUGCCCCUGCCAGAACAACACCGAGAGCGGAGCCUGUCCCGACAGGAGAGACUGCUACAGGCACCAGUGUUCCCGUUGCCGUGACUCGUUCCAGGGCCACCCGGUUGGUGGCCAGCAGUGUUACCGCCUGCUGGCCGUGGAGCAGGAGUACUGCCUGGACCCCUCCUCACAAAGCCACUGCUUCCCCCCACCCCAGCGCCGGCCGCUGCCCCCCGGCCGCUCGGUGCCCUUCGCCGUCCAGCCCAAGUUCACCAACGUGGACAUCCGCGUCACGCUGGACGUCACCUUCGGCGUGGUGGACCUCUUCGUGGCCACCUCCUACGACACCUUCGCCGUGGAGGUGGAGCCGGGGACGGGGAGGCACCGGGUCAGGCUGCAGGCGCCGGGGGGAGCGGCGGGGACGGCGGGGGACGGUGGUGGCAUCUCGGGGGGGUUCGUGGAUAGCUUUGGGAAUGGUGGUGGCAUCUCGGGGGGGUUCGUGGAUAGCUUUGGGAAUGGUGGUGGCAUCUCAGGGGGGUUCGUGGAUAGCUUUGGGAAUGGUGGUGGCAUCUCGGGGGGGUUCGUGGAUAGCUUUGGGAAUGGUGGUGGCACCUCAGGAACCGGUGGUGGCAUCUCGGGGGGGUUCGUGGAUAGCUUUGGGAAUGGUGGUGGCAUCUCGGGGGGGUUCGUGGAUAGCUUUGGGAAUGGUGGUGGCACCUCAGGAACCGGUGGUGGCACCUCAGGAACUGGUGGUGGCAUCUCAGGAACCUUCGUGGAUAGCUUUGGGACAGGUGGUGGCACCUCAGGAACUGGUGGUGACAUCUCGGGGGGGUUGGUGGAUAGCUUUGGGACAGGAGCUGAGACCUUCAGGACCAGUGGUGGCACCUCGGGGACCAGUGGUGGCACCUCAGGAACCGGUGGUGGCAUCUCGGGGGGGUUUGUGGAUAGCUUUGGGAAUGGUGGUGGCACCUCAGGAACUGGUGGUGGCAUCUCGGGGGGGUUCGUGGAUAGCUUUGGGAUGGGUGGUGGCACCUCAGGAACCGGUGGUGGCAUCUCGGGGGGGUUCGUGGAUAGCUUUGGGACAGGUGGUGGCAGUUUGGGGACAGGUGGUGGCAUCACGGGGACCUUCGGGGACACCUCGGGGACCGGAGCUGAGACCUUCAGGACCAGUGGUGGCACCUCGGGGACCAGUGGUGGCACCUCGGGGACCUCUGGGGACACCUUGGGGACCUUUGGGGACACCUCAGGGACCGGUGGUGGCACCUCAGGGACCGGUGGUGGCAUCUCGGGGACCUUCAGGGACACCUUGGGGACCGGUGGUGGCACCUUGGGGACCUCAUGGGCCGGUGCCACCGGUCCCACUGGUCCCACUGGUUUUACUGGGGACCCCAGAGCUCCUGGAGCUGCUCCUGGUGGCCAAACUGGUCAAACUGGUGGCCAAGGAGGUCCCAGGGCUGAUUUCAGUGGCCAAACUGGUUUCAGUAGCCAAACUGGUCAAACUGGUGGCCCUGGAGGUCCCAGGGGUGAUUUCAGUGGCCAAACUGGUCACACUGGUCACACUGGUCAAGCUGAUGACCCCAGAAGUUUUGGAGGCCCCAGAGCCCAUUUCAGUAGCCAAACUGGUUUCAGUGGCCAAACUGGUCACACUGGCUUCAGUAGCCAAACUGGCCAAACUGGUGGCCCAGGAGGUCCCAGGGCUGAUUUCAGUGGCCAAACUGGUUUCAGUGGCCAAACUGGUCAAGGUGGUGACCCCAGAAGUUUUGGAGGCCCCAGAACCGGUUUCAGUGGCCAAACUGGUCACACUGGUUUCAGUAGCCAAACUGGUCACACUGGUGGCCCAGGAGGUCCCAGGGCUGAUUUCAGUGGCCAAACCAGUUUCAGUGGCCAAACUGGUCAUGCUGGUUUCAGUAGCCAAACUGGAGGUCCCAGGGCUGAUUUCAGUGGCCAAACCGGUUUCAGUGGCCAAACUGGUCAAGCUGGUUUCAGUAGCCAAACUGGCCAAACUGGUGGCCCUGGAGGUCCCAGGGCUGAUUUCAGUGGCCAAACUGGUCACACUGGUCAAGCUGAUGACCCCAGAAGUUUUGGAGGCCCCAGAGCCGAUUUCAGUGGCCAAACCGGUUUCAGUGGCCAAACUGGUCAAGGUGGUGACCCCAGAAGUUUUGGAGGCCCCAGAGCCGAUUUCAGUGGCCAAACCGCUUUCAGUGGCCAAACUGGUCAUACUGGUAGCCCCAACCCCUCCUCCCCUUCCCCACCGCGUCUUUUGGAGGAACGAGCCCAAGGCUUGGUCACCUACCUGACCGUUGGCCACCCCGUGCCGGCUUUGGUGGUCCGGGGCGUCCGCGACCGCUUGGUCCUCACCUACCCUCACAGUAGCCACCCUUUGAAGUCCACCAGGUUCUACCUGCUGGUCCUUGGUGGCCCGGAACCUUCUCAGGGGCUUCUUUUUUUCCGUCAGGACCAAGCCCACAUCGACCUCUUCGUCUUUUUCUCCGUCUUUUUUUCCUGUUUCUUCCUUUUUUUGGCUCUUUGCGUCCUGCUCUGGAAAGCCAAACAAGGCCUGGACGCUCGCCACGAGCGCCGGCGUCAUCGCCAGGAGAUGUCCAAGAUGGCGGCCAGGCCCUUCGCCAGGGUCACCGUGUGUUUUCAGCCCUGCCCCCACCUGGGCUACCAAGCCCGGCAGUUUGGCUACCACGAGAGCGGGCAUUGGGGGUGCGGCUAUCAAAAUAUGGGGGGUGGCUACCAAAGACCCCCCAAAUUCUCCUUCGGACCCUCAAAAUCUUCAUUUGGGCCACCAAAAUCCUCCUUUGGGCCACCAAAAUUCUCAUUUGGACGCCAAAAAUCUCCAUUCUGA
Molecule: messenger RNA, 3277 nt
Organism: Poecile atricapillus (Black-capped chickadee)
Lineage: Eukaryota; Metazoa; Chordata; Aves; Passeriformes; Paridae
Exons: 7
Coding region: 80-3277 (1065 amino acids)
Source: RefSeq, a predicted model, not a curated record